CUUUGUCUUGCAUAAUAUUUCAUGUAAUGGGUAUGUUUCUUCUGUAUUUUCAGCUGCAGGUCUUCUAUAUAGAUUUGAAAGAUGUUUUUGUGGGACUGGUUUGCCGGCAUUUUAAAUUAUCUAGGAUUGUAUAAAAAGUCUGGUAAGCUUGUGUUCCUUGGUCUAGACAAUGCUGGAAAGACAACACUGCUUCACAUGUUAAAAGAUGACAGGAUGGCACAGCAUGUCCCCACACUCCACCCAACUUCAGAAGAAUUAUCUAUGGGAGGAAUGAGGUUCACAACCUUUGACCUUGGAGGUCAUCAACAAGCCAGAAGAGUGUGGAAGGAGUAUUUUCCAGCAGUUGAUGGUAUUGUGUUCUUAGUAGAUGUAUGCGACAGACAGAGAUUUGCUGAGGCAAAAGCAGAAUUAGAUAGUUUACUGACAGAUGAACAAGUGGCCAGUGCCCCUGUUCUUGUUCUAGGUAACAAAAUCGACAAGGCUGGUGCUGCAAGUGAAGACGAGAUUCGUCACUGGUUAGGGUUACACGGACAAACCACAGGAAAGGGAACUGUGUCCAGAAAUGAGCUUCCUGGCCGUCCAAUGGAGUUAUUUAUGUGUAGUGUUCUGAAAAGACAAGGGUAUGGGGAAGGCUUCCGCUGGCUAGCUCAGUACAUUAACUAAAUCACAUAGCACACAGCAGAGAGAAAUGGUGAACAUGGCAAGUCCAUCAAACUUUCCACAGAGAGAGAGAGACAUCAAAUUUCUUAUAUAUAAAGCUAAUGAGAUCGACAACUGGAAAAAAAAAAAGCCAGCUCCUACCAUCAGGGAGAAGGCAGCUCAUUGUGAUAAUCAUGUCAGCAAUUUUUAAUGCAUAGUUCGUCUUUUUUUUUAAACGUUUGCAAGACGACAUCGCUUUUUCCAUCUGAAGUGUUGUUAUGAAUUGCUUUUUCAUUCAAUUCCAUUGAUUCUGAAGGAAAGAAUUGUGCAAGGUAAAAAAAUUACCUUAUAAAAUGGGUGUAUAUUACAA
Molecule: messenger RNA, 1009 nt
Organism: Saccostrea cuccullata (small rock oyster)
Lineage: Eukaryota; Metazoa; Mollusca; Bivalvia; Ostreida; Ostreidae
Product: GTP-binding protein SAR1-like
Exons: 6
Coding region: 82-663 (193 amino acids)
Biological process (GO): vesicle organization; endoplasmic reticulum to Golgi vesicle-mediated transport; membrane organization
Cellular component (GO): endoplasmic reticulum exit site; COPII vesicle coat
Molecular function (GO): GTP binding; GTPase activity
Source: RefSeq, a predicted model, not a curated record